GAAGGCAAUAACCGGAAAACGUGUCGGUAGUUAUGUGUAGCUCAACAAGAAGGUUCAACAGAUCGCUCGCUCUUCUUCACAGCGACUCAGCAGCGGCAAAAAGGGGAACGUUUGGGGACUCUUGACAGCUUUCAGAGACUGCUAUGACAUCUCGCAGGUGGUUCCACCCCAACAUCACCGGAAUUGAGGCAGAGCAGCUCCUGUUGACCCGGGGUGUCCACGGCAGUUUCCUGGCUCGGCCCAGCAAGAGCAAUCCGGGGGAUUUUACCCUCUCUGUCAGGCGGAGCGAUGAGGUGACCCACAUUAAGAUCCAGAACUCGGGCGACUACUACGACCUGUACGGAGGCGAGAAGUUUGCCACACUGGCCGAGCUGGUGCAGUAUUACACCGAACAACAGGAUCUCCUGCGCGAGAGGAACGGCCAUGUCAUCGAGCUCAAGUACCCACUCAACUGCAAGGACCCCACCUCUGAGAGGUGGUACCAUGGGCAUCUCUCUGGGCGAGAUGCAGAGAAACUGCUCACAGACAAAGGCAAAGCCGGUAGCUUCCUGGUACGGGAAAGCCAGAGUAAACCGGGCGACUUUGUCCUCUCAGUUCUCACCAAUGAGGAGAAACACGAGAACGUGGACCGCAAGACCAAGGUCACCCACGUUAUGAUACGCUACCAGCAGGACGGUAAAUACGAUGUAGGCGGCGGUGAGCGGUUCGACACCCUGGCUGAUCUGGUGGAUCACUACAAGAAGAACCCCAUGGUGGAGAAAAGUGGCAUCGUAGUGCACCUCAAACAGCCCUUUAACGCCACAAGGAUAAAUGCAGCCAACAUUGAGAACCGGGUACGAGAGCUCAACAAAGUAGCAGACAACUCUGAGAAACCCAAACAAGGAUUCUGGGAAGAAUUUGAGGUACUUCAGCAGCAGGAGUGCAAACUGCUGUAUCCCCGGAAAGAAGGCCAGAAGCCAGAAAACAAGAGUAAAAACAGAUACAAGAAUAUCCUCCCCUUUGACACAACUCGGGUUGAAAUCAUGGAAACAGAUCCAGAUGUUCCUGGUUCAGACUACAUCAAUGCCAACUACAUCAGAAGUAUGCAUGAAGAGGGGCGCCAUGUGGAGGAGGGCAAAGUCUUCAUCGCCACCCAAGGGUGCCUACAGAAUACAGUCAUUGACUUCUGGAAGAUGGUGUAUCAGGAGAAUACACACGUCAUCGUCAUGACAACGAAGGAGGUGGAGCGAGGACGGAACAAAUGUGUCCGUUACUGGCCCGACCUCCACGGCACUAAGGAGUUUGGGAUGGUGCUGGUAAGGAACGUGGAUGAACGGCCAGCACAAGACUACAUCCUGAGGAAGCUGGAGGUGACCCGUCUGGACCGGAAGGAGCCUCUGAGGCACAUCUGGCACUACCAGUACCUCAGUUGGCCAGACCACGGGGUGCCCAAUGAGCCUGGUGGUGUCCUCUGGUUCCUAGAGGAAGUCAACCGCACCCAGAGUAUCAUUCCAGACACUGGACCCAUUGUUGUCCACUGCAGUGCAGGCAUCGGCAGGACAGGCACCAUUAUCGUCAUUGACAUCCUUAUUGACAUUAUUAACCGUCAAGGUCUAGAUUGUGACAUCGACAUCCCUAAGACCAUCCAGAGGGUACGGCAGCAGAGGUCGGGCAUGGUGCAGACAGAGGCUCAGUAUAAGUUCAUCUACAUGGCUGUGCAGCAGUACAUAGACACGGCUCAGAAGAGACUGGAGGAGGAGCAGAGGAAUAAGAUGAAGGAGAGGGAAUAUUCCAAUAUCAAAUAUCCCCAGAUGACCAACUCGAGGUCUAAACCCAACAUGGCAUCCUCACGCUCUUCUUCUGUGAUGACAAAUGAUUCGUCGAGUGUGUACGAGAACAUAAACUUUAAAAGCCCUCAGACGUCUUUUAGCAGUAACACCAGGAGGUAAAACCAUCGCUGUAGACCUCCACAUCGCUCUGUCUGCCUCUCUUUUCAGCAGAGGUGUUGCUUUGUCAGCGCCUGAAAAUUUCUUGGGGGAGGAGGGAGUGUGUUGCUCUGACUAAACCCCACAUCAGUGGACCCUGCCUGGGCUGAAGGGGGCAAACUGACCCCUCUCCUGCUGCCGUUCUGCUGGACCUCUCUGUCUGGAGUCAAACCUUACCCUCCAUUGAGAGGACUCUACAGCAUAGUGCUCUCGCUCAGGGCCCUUGUCCUCCCCCCUUUCUCCCCCCACCGCUCCAGCUUCUCCCUCUCUUAACAACGCAAGUGCCUUGUCACAGGAUGUGUCUGUAAUCUUGCCCCCCCAAAUCGUUACAUCAACAACAUUAAAUACUUUUACAACUCUACUGCCACCACUUUCCAAACCCUGGAAACCGGGGCUGAUGAAAGAAACAGAUAUUAAACAUGGAGUCUGCCCCAGCCUGAACUGAAGAGAACUGUACGGGACCCAAGAAGAGGUCAAAGCUAAGCUGUUUGCCAGAAAUCACUCUAUUCGCUAUCCCUCUUUCUCUGUCUUUGCUGGUUGUCAUUUGAACUCGAACCUAAGACUGUUUUUGUGGCGUUCUGUCUCUCCAGCUGUUACGUAGCUUGCUACAGGAACCUGAGGCACAGGGAGGGCAAGUAAGCCUCUUUUUUUCCCCAAUUUAUUUUUUUUUGAUGUAUUAAUUUCGGGUGUAAAAGUGGAAUCUUUUAAUUAAUUUUUUUUUUUGUUUUGAAGAUAUGACUGAGUUGUACAGUAUGUAACCUCCUGUGCUGUUGCAAAUGCAAAUCAGCUGUUCUGUUGUACUUUAACAGAUUUGUAGGCCAUUUUUACUUAUUACUUAUGGUUACUGGGACAUACACAUCAGUCCUGUCUGUCAUCUGAACAUGGCCUCUAGCUGACCCCACUUUGAAUACAAACUCAUUCAUGAAAAUUGUGGGUCUGUCCUUUUAAUGAGCUUUUUUUCAUUAUUUCUUUUUAAAAAAAAGGAUUAUUUUUGGGGGCUUUUUGCCUUUAUUUGAUAGGGACAGGUGGGGGUGGGGGGGUGACAGGCAGCAACGGGCCAUGGGUUGGAUUCGAACUCAGGCUGCUGCGAUAAGGAUUCAGCCUUGUACAUAGGGUGCGCUCUUCCAGGUGAGCCGGGGCGCCCCAUGUUUUCAUUAUUUGUUGGUGUUUUGGUAGGUAUAUAUAUAUAUAUUUGAGCAUUGUCGUGGAACAGAUCAUGUUUAAGCACAAUUGUCUAAGCAGCACCCCAAGCACAAAUUUUGAUUCACUGGUAGAGUAUAAUAGUUAAUAGGUGGUUGGAGUUGAGCUUGGCUGACCGCCGUCUCUCAGCUUUGUUUGACUGGCUGUACUCGUUAAUCAGCAGGUCUGAUGCGGUUCAACAUCUGCCGUCGCAGAUCGUCACAAGCAGACAAGGGAAAGGGGGCGAUUACAGUGGGCCAGAUGGCCAUCUGCCUGAGAUUGAAGAAUAGAUUUGUCUCCAAAAAGUAAUUUAGAAGAUGGCCAUAAUCCAGGCUUGAUGAUAGCAGGGUGAGUACACCGACGUCAUUGAUGUGAUAAGGAAGACGGUGGUGCCGCAGAGCACUGAGCCCUCUGCGCUGUCUGGCAGAUUGUUUCACUAUUUUUAGCCUCCAGGAUCAGCACCAAAAUAUCCUACUCAAAUACAAGUGCAGAUACAUUGGUGAAAUCUGAGCUAGCUCAUUUAAAGUGUUAUGGCUUAAUGGUCCUAAAGACCGUAAAAAACGAUGUCUCUCAAUAGGAAGAUGUCAUGAAAAUGUUUGUUCAGUCUACCUUUUUUUAAUUUUAAGUCAUCAAAGUAAACCAUGAAUGAGCGGCACUUGUUGGUGGUGUUGACGCUCAGACCAUUCCUCUCUCUCCACCAACAGAGAUGUUCAACUAACCAGGUCAAGGACACUCACAGGCUGGACUCACCUUGUUUUCUUCAGUCAUGAAUUGGCUAGUUUCUGCAUUUCAUGAUGUAAUAUUCAGCUAAGUGUAAUCCAAAUGUACUGGAAUAAUAGUAUUUCUUUCCUUUGGGGGGCUGCAGGGGGGCUGGAGCCAAUCCCAGCUUACACUGAGUAUAGCUAAUGGAUGGAUGGAUGGUAAUAGUACUCAGUCAUUGCACUGAAAUAAACUAUAAUUUGAUACUGUUGACCUUGUGGGGGAUAUUGAAAUAUAGUAACAGUGUAACCUGCAGCAGCCAUAUCGUCUUGUUUGACAACAGAGGUCUUUUAAAGGCUUACAAGAGCACAGAGUCAUUUUAUUAAGGUCUCAAUACAUCAGUUGAAGCUUUGUCUGUCUAGUGAUUUCAGUCACUUGUCUGUCAGAGUGGAGAGUUUUCCUGGUAUAAAUUGUUGCCUAUGUAUUUUUAUGGUUGAUUCUUUAUGUGAAUAAAAGCUAUGUUUCAUGAAAUGAGUGGCCCUGUGUCAGUGAAGGCCCAUGUCUGUUAGAAAUAUGCUGCACCACUUGAUGUACUUCAGUUAUAUUCAAACAAUGAAGGUGUUUGAAUCCCUCUGGUUUUUCCUUUUGUUCUUUCCCCAUCUGAACUGUGAUCCAUGUCCGAUGAAUGAGAAACGACUUUUGUGGUUUUGUUUCGGUGUUUCUGAACUAUCUUGCGCUAUGGAUAAUUUUGAUUUUUAUUGUAUUUCACUUUGCCUCUAUGGGUCAAAAUUUUUUAUGAUAUGGUGAAACAUCAAUACUUGAAAGUGUGAAACUGCUGAAUCUUUGGCCUAAGGCUGUGCGUGGAUGUCCAUUGGCUGUGGAAGUAUUUUUGUAGUGCAUCCGUUUUGUUGUUUUAUUGUUGUUGUUGAUGUUUCAUUUUGCUGAUAUGUUUCAAAUUGUAUUUCUAAUUGAUUAUUUUAUCCACUCUUGUAUUUUGUAUUGUGUCUGAAUUAUUAUUAUUAUUAUUAUUAUUAUUGUUACUAUUAUUAUUGGUGUAAUUUCACCAUCGAUAAGUAAAUUCUGGCUCUGAGUUGAACCAGUAUGCAGGUAUGCAGUAGUAACACAGUAUUUUCUUUCUGCUUGUCCUCUUACAUUUACUUGAACAUGAUGUCGAUUUCUUUUUGUUCUGAUUCCUUGUUCCUCUGUUGGUCACAGUAUGAAGUGAGUAGUGGUGGUAUACUGAGUGCUCCCAUGUUGUACAGUGGAGGCUCUUCCCUUUCCCUUUCCUCUUCUUGCACUGGCUCUGCCCAGACGCCUUUUUGCUGUAUAGGCUACAAAUGCAAUGAGCUGCCAGAAAUGGCAUCUAAAUUGUUUAUUAUCAUAUAGUUUAAUAAAAAUCUAUGAUGGCACUAUGUAAA
Molecule: messenger RNA, 5260 nt
Organism: Siniperca chuatsi (mandarin fish)
Lineage: Eukaryota; Metazoa; Chordata; Actinopteri; Centrarchiformes; Sinipercidae
Gene: ptpn11b
Product: protein tyrosine phosphatase non-receptor type 11b
Exons: 16
Coding region: 144-1928 (594 amino acids)
Biological process (GO): protein dephosphorylation
Molecular function (GO): protein tyrosine phosphatase activity
Source: RefSeq, a predicted model, not a curated record